Messenger RNA from Cadophora gregata, 336 nucleotides. RefSeq lists its product as uncharacterized. The record is from RefSeq and is a predicted model, not a curated record. NCBI's taxonomy places the organism in Eukaryota, Fungi, Ascomycota, Leotiomycetes, Helotiales, Ploettnerulaceae. Bases 1 to 336 code for a protein of 111 amino acids. Gene Ontology annotation, cellular component: mitochondrial matrix. The transcript has a single exon. Gene Ontology annotation, biological process: mitochondrial proton-transporting ATP synthase complex assembly.
AUGUCAACCCCCCUCAAACUCCGCUCCCUCUACCGCUCCUUCCUCCGUGAACUCCCCUCCCGGCCCCUCACAGACAAACCCUCACCACUCAAACCCCGCAUUCGCAGCACGAUCGCCGCCCCCGAGUCCAGGAUCCCAAUCGAGCAGGCGGAGCAGUAUCUGCAGUACGUCAAGGCACAAAGGAUGUAUGCCACGUUACUGGAGAGGUAUAAUCCUGGUGUGAAUAUGGAGGAUGAGGAGAGGGUGCGAUUGACGGCAAGGAGGGUGGGGAUGGAUUUGCCGGAGGAGUUUACGUAUGGUGCGCAGGAUGGGGAGGGGAGUGGGAAGAAGGAGUGA